AUGGACAAGUCGGCAAAACCCGGGCCGGCAACAGCGCAGCCAAGCAUGCCAGAGCAGCUCGAGUUCCCAGCUGCCGCGGCAGCGUCCCUGCAGCCUCACCUUCCGCCACCGCAACAGCAGCAGCAGCAGCAGCAGCACGACCAGCACGACCAGCGCGCCGCCGCCGCCGCCGCCGCCGCCGCCGGGCCAAGCCGCCCGUUCGUGACGCUCACGUUUGCAACCUCUCUCGACGCGUCCCUCUCCCUCGCCCCGGGCGUCCGGACGCGCCUGUCCGGCCCCGGCUCCAAGGCCAUGACACACUACCUCCGGUCCCGACACGCCGCCAUCCUCGUGGGCGUCUCGACCCUGCUGGCCGACGACCCGGGCCUGAACUGCCGCGCCGCCGGCGCGACCUGCCAGCCGCGUCCGAUCAUCAUCGACCCGCACCUGCGGUGGACGCCCCGGCCCUCCGACAAGGUCCUGCAGCUCUGCCGCUCCGGCGCCGGCCUGGCGCCGUUUGUGCUCACCGCCGCGGACGCGGGCGAGCCGCCCCGGCAGGGCGCCGAGGCGGUGCUGUCGCAGCACGGCGGAAAGUACAUUCGCGUGCGGGCCGCGCGUCCCGCGCAAGGCUCCCGCGCGCGCUUCGACUGGACAGACGUGCUGGCAGCCCUGGCCGCGGAGGGCCUGGCGAGCGUCAUGGUGGAGGGGGGCGCCCAGGUCAUCAACGCGCUGCUGAGCCCGGCCUGCCACGACCUGGUUGACUCGGUCAUCGUCACCAUUGCGCCCACGUGGCUGGGCCAGGGCGGCGUGGUCGUCUCUCCGGAGAGGGUGCACGAUGACCGGGGAACGCCCCGACCUGCAGCGCGAUUGUCCGGCGUGUCGUGGCAUCCCUUUGGGGAGGACGUCGUGCUCUGCGGCAAACUAGGGCCUGCAACAUUGUCCCCGUAG
This is a messenger RNA of Ustilaginoidea virens, 927 nucleotides long. RefSeq lists its product as uncharacterized. Gene Ontology annotation, molecular function: 5-amino-6-(5-phosphoribosylamino)uracil reductase activity. The record is from RefSeq and is a predicted model, not a curated record. The coding region runs from base 1 to 927 and encodes 308 amino acids. The transcript has a single exon. Gene Ontology annotation, biological process: riboflavin biosynthetic process. Lineage: Eukaryota; Fungi; Ascomycota; Sordariomycetes; Hypocreales; Clavicipitaceae.